Molecule: messenger RNA, 2877 nt
Organism: Sardina pilchardus (European sardine)
Lineage: Eukaryota; Metazoa; Chordata; Actinopteri; Clupeiformes; Clupeidae
Gene: exosc10
Product: exosome component 10
Exons: 25
Coding region: 29-2743 (904 amino acids)
Biological process (GO): nuclear polyadenylation-dependent antisense transcript catabolic process; TRAMP-dependent tRNA surveillance pathway; histone mRNA catabolic process
Cellular component (GO): nucleolus; nuclear exosome (RNase complex)
Molecular function (GO): 3'-5'-RNA exonuclease activity; single-stranded RNA binding; nucleotide binding
Source: RefSeq, a predicted model, not a curated record
UCUCGCGAUUUCAGCUCAACGCAGAAACAUGGCCGCCUCCACGAGUAGAGGUGGUAGAGACAAACAAAGUGGCAAUUCCACAUUAAAUGACGACUCCGAGACCGAUGCAAAUGAGUUUUGUCCAGGAUUCAAAGAUGUCGAUUCAUUUGUCAAGCAUGGUUUGGGAACUGUUGUCGCAGCCACAAAAGCUGCUGCAGCCCUGCCCCAAGCUGGAGAUGAAUAUGAUUUUUACAGAAGCUUUCCAGGAUUCCAGGAAUUCUGCGCCACGCAAGGGGACCGGAUUCUUCAUAGUAUGAGUCUGCUAAUGCAGCACCAUGGCUGUCGGUCUCACUUACGAGACCGCAACAAGCUGACGGGACUAGACGAUCGAUUUGAUCUGGUGGUGGAUGCCAAUGAUUUGAUUCUAGAGAAAGUGGGCAUUCUGCUUGAUGAGGCUGCAGGGGUCAACAGAACCCAAGAGCCUGUCAUGCCUGUUGGUUAUCAGCCUCCCAAAAUAGUCGUCUCCAGCUGGAAUCGCAAGGGGAGCGGCUCUGGUCACAGCCCUGAGACCUUCAGGCUUCUGCAUGCCAAAAAUGUCCAGCGGCCUCAAAUGAGGUUCAAAGACAAAGUCGACAACAGCAACACGCCGUUCGUCCCCAAAAUCUUUGUGAAGCCCAACGCCGUAGUACCCCUGCCCACAUAUUUCACCAAUAAGCACCUCCACAAGCAGCGGCCAGAGGACCUGGAUGUCCCUGCGGCCCUGGCAGACUUUAUCCACCAGCAGAGAAAACAGGAGCAUAUGGAGGACAUGUUCUCUCAUCCAUACCAACAUGAGCUUGAGAAUCUUACCAUGCCAGAAAGUUUAGAAUGUAGACCAGAGCCUCAGAUGUACAAACCAUUGGAUGAGACUAACUGCCAAUUUAUAGACACAUUGGAUGACCUGGUCGCCUUGAAUGAGAAGCUGUGCAAAACCACUGUAUUUGCAGUGGAUUUGGAGCACCAUUCCUACAGGAGUUUCCUCGGCAUUACCUGCUUGAUGCAAAUUUCAACAAGGGACGAAGACUUCCUUGUAGACACCUUGGAAUUGCGCAGUGAGAUGUAUAUCCUCAAUGAGUGUUUCACAGAUCCCAACAUUGUUAAGGUUUUUCACGGGGCAGACUCCGACAUUGAGUGGCUGCAGAAAGACCUUGGCCUCUACGUUGUCAACAUGUUUGACACGCAUCAGGCAUCACGUGCUCUCAACCUUGGUAGGAACUCCUUGGAUCAUCUCCUGAAGGUGUUCUGCAACAUCGACACAGACAAGCGCUACCAGCUGGCUGACUGGAGAAUUCGGCCUUUGCCCGAAGAGAUGUUUCAGUAUGCCAGGGGAGAUACUCACUAUCUCCUGUACGUGUACGACCGGCUGAGGGCAGACCUGCUGGACAUUGGCAAGGGCCUGCCGUCCGCUUUGCAAGCAGUCUGGAACAGGAGCAGAGAGAUCUCCUUGAAGAAAUAUGUGAAACCGAUCUUCACAGAGGAGUCCUACAUGGAUAUGUACAAGAAGCAGAAGAGGGUUUUCAACACACAGCAGCUGACUGCCUUCAGGCUGUUGUAUGCAUGGAGGGAUAAGUUGUCCAGGGUGGAGGAUGAGAGCACUGGCUAUGUGUUGCCCAAUCACAUGUUGAUGAAGAUUGCAGAAUUAUUGCCCAAAGAGCCACAGGGCAUUAUUGCCUGUUGUAGUCCUACCCCUCCCAUGGUCCGCCAGCAGAUUAAUGAACUGCACCAGCUGUUGAAGCAAGCCAGAGAAAUGCCGCUUCUCAAGAGUGAAAUCGUGGCUGAGAAAAACAAAGUGAUCACCCCUAUUAGAAAGCCUCUGGAGUCCUCCCUAUUCUCUCCUCAUGACACGUCCCGCAUCUCCGAAAGUGAUUUGGUUGACCGGCCUCUGCAAGAAACCCCAAUUAAACGUGGAAUACUCUUCUCUGAGGAGGAAGACCAAGAUGAUGCUGAUGCCCAAGCCCUGGCAGGACUUGUGGCUUCAGCUACGAUUACACUGUUUGAGGAUGUGACUGAAACGGUGCCUGAUAAACUUACUGUGGCACAGCAGAAAGCCCACAGAAUCUUGGCGUCAUUUGAAAACCCCUUCAAAAUGUACUUGCCAUCGAAGAAUAUCCAUAUUAACAAAAAUGCUAGAUUUGACCCAUCAUCAAAGAUCUAUGAGAUUAGCAACAGAUGGAAGCUUCGUAGUAUUGAACAACAGCAAAAAGAAGCCCAGGAAAAGCAGGCGGCCAGGGAGCAGGCAAAAAAAGCGAAAGAGGAACGAAAAAAGGCCAAGAAAAGUUACCAAGAAUCCCUUCAGAAUGUUGUUACUGUUCGGCAACAGGCAGUGGAGACUGGACCAUCUGGAGGAAAGAAGAGGGACAGAGUUGACAGUGACGUGAAUGAGGAAACUCCUAAACCCAGCGCAAAGUUCCUCAAACCCGCAGACACACCAGGCGAUGCACCCGCGUUUCCUGCCGCCAAGGCGAAAGCCAAGAAAGCGGCACAACAACCUCCUGCCCAACCCGAAUCCUUCACUCCCUUUGACUACAGCAAGUCAAAGCUCAAGGUUUUUUCUGGAGGUAAAGCGAAGGAUUCCGAACAAUUUGACCCAAAUACAGAGGUUCAUGAUCCUAACAGAAAGAAAAAUCCUAAAGGGAGUAAACAAGGCGGUGCUGGAGGCAGGAGUAUGUCCUAUAUGGCUGGCAAAUCUAAUCGUGGAUUCCGUCACAACUGGCCCAAGAGAUAGACCAUUCCUACGAUAUUGGUUUUUUAUUAUUAUUAUUUCCUAAUGCAUGAUUUCUCCUGGUCUCCUACCUGGUGUUCACCCUCAGAUGUUCAACUCAUUGAUUGAUUUUAAAAUAAAAUGUAUGGAUUUCUUCA